CCUGAACCGAAAGUGAAAGAAAGCUUCUUCACAUCGCGUCUCUAAAGUUUUUAUGAAGUAGAUUUCUUGCUCUGUUUCCGUUUGUUUAAACUGCCUUUUCUGCUAAACGUGUAUUUUCCUCACAACAUGGAAAGAGAGACGGACUAUUGGCAGGAGACUGCAGUCAAUGUGAAACAUUAUGAGUGGCAGCUGUCAAAUGGACGUCAGUGGCUGCCAAUCGGCAACGACCAUGUGAUCGAGACCCACUACUGCCAACCUGGAGCUAAAGGAAUCUCCCUCAACUUCCUUCAUCGGGAGGUGUUCAUAGACUUUGAUAAGUUACAGACUCUGACUGAAGAUGUGAAGGUGCAGAGACUAAGCUUCCUACAUCAGGGCCAGACGGAGGACGUGGGCUGGUACUUCAGAGGUGACCAGCUGUGGCAUGAAUAUGGAUCCCAGAGCUCCAGCAUGCUGUCCUCUUCGAUCAGCAGCGAAGAUGUCGAGCGUCAGUUCCUCCUCAACCCUCAGGGAACCUUCAGCUUCACAGUGGGCUCCACGGGUUACUCACUCCACUUCUCCGCCAUGACGCAAACAAACAGCAUCACAGGCAUGCGCAGGAAUGUACGAAGGCGUCCAAAAUUCACUUCCAACGCAGAAAGCCUUUACUCCACCACAGCCGCCGCCUCCCAGCUCACUGAUGGAGGCUACAAGUGGGAGUUCAUGGGAGACGAGGGGAGAUGGACAGAAUACAAAGCACAUAGAUGUUCAUUUGACAGCACUGCCCUUGAGAGACAAUACCAGCUGAACCCACAGGGCCAGCUGAAGUUCAUCAUCAAGAGAUACUCGUACACUCUGGACUUUUCAGGCAUGUGUCAAGUCAAUGACAAUAUCGGGACUAGAAGAGCAGUGAGGAGGACUGCGGGAGUCAGCAGUUCGGGCUCUCUGCCAUGUUGGCAGUUUAAAGACAUCGAUGGCAUAUGGAAAGAUUAUUCCCAAGUGAGCAGCGUUACCAGUGAGGACAUCGAGCUCCAGUACCAGCUGACCCCGUCGGGCACCAUGAUGUUCACCACCAGGAAAUUUAGCUAUGAGCUAAACUUCUCAGCCAUGACUCAGAGGAACCUGUCCACAAACACCUGCAGAUCCGUGCGAAGACUCAACAACUGAUUUGGAGGUCGGAGGGUAACUUAGUGUAGGUCCUCAGGUACCUCGCUGCCUCAGGUUGUCUCUCAUAUGGGAACGAUUGACUGACUUGAUGACCUUACAGGACAAUUAUUUAAACAUGGUACACUUUAGGGAAGGUGUGAGGGGUUCUUAAUAUUUAUUUAUAAGUUCUUUACAAGAUUUUAAACUGUCCCGCAUGAGUCGGACAAAAUGAUAGCAAAGAAAUGCUAAAUGAGUGAAGUGCUCUUAAGGAAGAGGAAACUGUUUACCAAGCUAGUCCUGCCUCUUGUGUUUGUGCAUCGUCAUCUUUAAAUGUUCAUGAAUACUAACUUGUAAUCAAGAGCAAAAUGUUUACCUUUAACCUUUAACCAAAGGGAAGUUAACUUUGAUGUUUCAUUUACCGCUGCACGCUGAAUCUGAAACUGUUUACAGUAACUGAAUUACUGCCAUGUCAUCAGUGCACUUUGUCUUCAUUAAAAGUUUUUGCUCCAC
This is a messenger RNA of Cottoperca gobio, 1632 nucleotides long. RefSeq lists its product as uncharacterized. Gene Ontology annotation, cellular component: nucleus. Gene Ontology annotation, molecular function: NAD+ poly-ADP-ribosyltransferase activity; zinc ion binding. The record is from RefSeq and is a predicted model, not a curated record. NCBI's taxonomy places the organism in Eukaryota, Metazoa, Chordata, Actinopteri, Perciformes, Bovichtidae. Bases 127 to 1143 code for a protein of 338 amino acids. The transcript has 11 exons.